Messenger RNA from Camellia sinensis, 1723 nucleotides. The record is from RefSeq and is a predicted model, not a curated record. Lineage: Eukaryota; Viridiplantae; Streptophyta; Magnoliopsida; Ericales; Theaceae.
AGGUUUCAACCUCCCAUUUCCGUUGUACCGAAAAAAAAGAUAAGGUUUCAACCCCACUGUUCCAUCAAUUCCCUCUCUCCUCCACAGAGACAGAGAGAGACGUAUUCAAGCUUCUCUCCCUGCAUCCAUGGCGUCUCUCUUCACAAACCUCAAUUUCACUCCCAUCUCCCACUCCUCCACCCCCACCCAAACUCGCUUCCUUCUCCAUUCCUCAAUUCACCCCAAAACACCAACCCCAUUCGUCUCCAUCCUCUGCUCCUCCGUCACUCGCCCAAACUACAUCCCCAACCGCAUCCCCGACCCCCGCUACGUCCGCGUCCUCGACACCACCCUCCGCGACGGCAAACCGUCCCCCGGCGCCAGCAUGACCAGCAAGGAGAAGCUCGACAUCGCCCGGCAGCUCUCCAAGCUCGGCGUCGACAUUAUCGAGGCCGGCUUUCCCGCCUCCUCCAAAGACGAUCUCCAGGCCGUCAAAAUCAUUGCUCAGGAGGUUGGUAAUGCGGUGGAUGAGAAUGGGUAUGUGCCUGUGAUUUGUGGUGUCGCGAGGUGUAAUAAGAAGGAUAUUGAUGCGGCUUGGGAGGCUGUGAAGUAUGCCAAGAGGCCGAGGAUUAGUACUUUUAUCGCCACGAGCGAAAUUCACAUGGAGUUUAAGCUGAAGAAGACGAGGGAAGAGGUGGUCGAGACGGCGCGGAGUAUGGUGAGGUAUGCAAGGAGUUUGGGUUGUGAUGACGUUGCGUUCAAUCCAGAGGAUGCUGGAAGAUCUGAUAGGAAGUUUCUUUAUCAGAUAUUGGGUGAAGUUAUUAAUGCAGGGGCUACAACUGUCAAUGUCCCUGAUACUGUUGGGUAUACUGUGCCUGUUUGGAUCUUCUUAUUUACAGCUUUUAUGGACCUAAUGAUGCAAUUGCAUUCUGAGCUUGAUACUGAUGUUCCUUCCAUUGCUUCUCCUUUAGAGGUUUAUAUUUUCAAGGUUUCUAAUCAUCAAUCUUUUGCGCUAUGUGUUUGCUGUCCAUGUUUGCAUCCUCAACAUUUCCUAAAAGAGAAACAAAUGAAACAGGGGUUCAUUCAUAUUCCUUCUGUCCCUGAAAAAGUACAUAAUGUAGCCUUUACAACAUCGGUUGUUAUGGCCCUUAAAUGCCGUGGAGAACAAGUGUUUGGAGGACUUUAUACAGGGAUCAAUACAAGACAGAUUGUUAUGUCAAGCAAGAUGGUUGAAGAGUACAGUGGACUGCAUGUGCAACCACACAAGGCCAUUGUCGGGGCUAAUGCUUUUGCUCAUGCAAGUGGUAUCCAUCAGGAUGGAAUGCUUAAACAUAAAAAUACUUACGAGAUUAUAUCACCUGAAGAUAUUGGGCUUCAACGGUCUAAUGAGUCUGGUAUUGUCCUUGGAAAACUCAGCGGACGCCAUGCUUUGAAAACUAGACUUUCGGAGCUGGGUUAUGAUAUUGAUGGUAAGGAACUUGAUGGUCUCUUCUGGCGUUUCAAAGCUGUAGCUGAAAAGAAAAAGAAUAUUACCGAUGAUGAUCUGAAGGCACUGGUGUCAGAUGUAGUUUUUCAGCCACAAGUUGUUUGGAAGCUUGGAGAUGUUCAAGUUACAUGUGGAACUCUUGGUCUUCCUAUGGCAACUGUUAAACUCAUUGAUGCAGAUGGGGAAGAGCAUAUUGUUUGUGCAAAUGGAACAGGGCCAGUUGAUUCAGCUUACAAGGCUGUUGAUCACAUUGUGAAG